AUGUCCUGCCUCACAACUUCAAGUUUUCCUACCUCUACAUCUUCAUCUCUACCUCUCUCAAUCGGUGCUACCACCUCCUCAGAAUCUUCCAUCGACAACUUCAUAACGGACAUCAUUUCGGCUGUGACAAAAGAAGAUGUUUCGUUAUGCGGGAAUUGUGAAGAGGGUGCCUCCGCAUUUUCAAAAUGCAUGGAUUGCAGCGAACGACUAUGUGAUACAUGUGUUCGAGCACAUCGAAGAGUUCGAUUGACCAAAGAUCACAGGAUUUCCAGGUUUACCAGUUCAGUUGUUACGCCGCCUCACACCACCAGUGCUGGAUCUCUAGGAUCCUCAUCUCAAAUAAGUACAAGUCCUUGCAACAAUGCAAUCAACAAUUUGUGUGAUAGUCAUCGAGAACCUCACAGGUUAUUUUGUCAAACAUGCAUCACCCCCACGUGCACGGAAUGCCUGAUGGAGGACCAUUGCGGCCACCAGCUCACCUACAUCGAAGAUGCCAUCGAAACGGCCAAAGUUGCGAAUCAAAAACUGAACACCGAAACCCGAACGGCCAUCAUGGCCGUCAGAGAAGCGAUAGACAACGUGCAACGUAUGUCCGAGAACGUGGAGCUUAGGUCCAUACAGGCGGCUACCGAAAUUCGAAGCGUUAUGAGAAGGUAUAUAUCUGCCUUAGAAGAUCGAGAGAUCGAGCUACUGAAGCGCAUCGACCAAGCGAGACAAAUCAAGGGAAAACUACUGAUGUCUCAGGUGGAAAACCUACGCGUAGCUCUCUCGAAGCUCACCUGCACAUCCGACCUUCUAAACGAAAGCGUGGACGCUACAAACGCAUUCGACAUAAUCGGCAUCAACGAGAGAGCGACCAACGACCUGAAACAAAUCCGGACCUUGAGACCGGAACUCUCCCCCUGUGAAGACGACGGUAUAAUGUUCCUACCGCCAGACAAUGGCUUCCUGCGUGCAAUAUCCUCCAUUGGCAAUGUAUCUAUAAGUUCUUCCAUAAUGUCUUCCAGGGUCGUGAGACCUCCGCCGGUCAUCAAGGACCAGCAGCUGUUCGCGAAGCGCGAAAUCAAAGAGGAGCCCAUGAGGAACCGUCCCAUUUUCGGUGCCAGUCCAGUGAUCGCUAAAGACACCGGACCUCUGCCUUCUUUGACGUUUGGCAGCGAGGGUGAGAACGACGGCCAGCUCUGCAGACCUUGGGGCGUUUGCUGCGACCAUCUCGGCAACAUCAUCGUGGCUGAUCGCAGCAACAACCGCAUUCAAAUCUUCAACGCGAGCGGAAAGUUCAUACACAAGUUCGGCGGUCAGGGUACAGCCCCUGGGCAGUUUGAUAGACCGGCCGGAGUAGCAAUAAAUCAUCUCGGGAACGUCGUGGUUGCUGAUAAGGAUAACCACCGCAUCCAGGUGUUCAAACUUGACGGCACUUUCAUCCUGACCUUCGGGGAAAAGGGAACCAGGAAUGGCCAGUUCAACUAUCCAUGGGAUGUGGCGUGUAACUCACUGGGGCAGAUUGUGGUUUCAGAUACGAGAAACCAUCGUAUCCAGCUGUUUACCAGCGACGGAACUUUCCUGAACAAAUACGGGUUCGAGGGAUCUUCGACAAUGUGGAAGCACUUCGAUUCGCCCAGAGGCGUAUGUUUCACGCCCAAAGGCAAUAUCAUCGUGACCGACUUUAAUAAUCAUCGUCUGGUGGUUGUGGAGCAACAUUUUCUGCAGGCUCAGUUUCUCGGCCAGGAGGGAUCCAGUUUCAAGCAGUUUUUGAGACCGCAAGGUGUCAUCUGUGACGAUGAGGGUAACAUUGUCGUGGCUGAUUCCAGGAAUAAUCGGAUCCAAGUGUUCGAGAGCAAUGGAAACUUCUUGUGGAAAGUUGGUCAGCCUGGAAAGUGCCCUGGGGAACUGGACAGACCCAGUGGUAUCUGCCUGAAUCCAGAAGGUCGCAUUGUCGUAGUUGAUUUCGGAAAUAAUCGAGUACAAGUUUUUUAG
Molecule: messenger RNA, 1977 nt
Organism: Phaedon cochleariae (mustard beetle)
Lineage: Eukaryota; Metazoa; Arthropoda; Insecta; Coleoptera; Chrysomelidae
Source: the annotation of a GenBank genome assembly